Messenger RNA from Papilio machaon (common yellow swallowtail), 1642 nucleotides. It is a transcript of the gene Lipt1, whose product is annotated as lipoyltransferase 1, mitochondrial. Bases 334 to 1596 code for a protein of 420 amino acids. The transcript has 5 exons. The record is from RefSeq and is a predicted model, not a curated record. Gene Ontology annotation, cellular component: cytoplasm; mitochondrion. Gene Ontology annotation, biological process: protein lipoylation. Gene Ontology annotation, molecular function: lipoyltransferase activity. NCBI's taxonomy places the organism in Eukaryota, Metazoa, Arthropoda, Insecta, Lepidoptera, Papilionidae.
UUUACAUUACACACGUCUAACUUCAAGGAUUCAAGGAGUAAUGUUACGGAACAUGUUAUAAAACUUUGAAUAAAUUAGCAAAUCGAGUUUGAUACAAUGUUUCAAGUAGUUGUGGAAUUUAUCCUAUAAUUACAUAGAGUACUGAUAAAAUUGUACGCGUGGCUGAAUCGUGCUUAUCUGUUCUAGUUGUUUGUUUGCUUGUCUUCGAGUGAACUUCGAAUGCCCUCGCCCGACCUCUCAGUUCCUCGGCCCGCUUAUCUUUAUCAGUGUGCAUAAAAUGAGACGACAGAAGGUUCAUACAGAAAAGUGCCCGUUUGUGUAAUAUAAGUAAACAUGGCCCAGACAAUGAUGAGAAAAAUUGUAAUGAGUGGAGCAUGUGUUGUGUUGGGAAUAACAAGACGAAGCAGCUCACGCUGUCUUGUUACAAGCAGCAACAAUGUAACUAUGAAAAAGAAAGAUCGAGUGCUACCAGAGGAGGAAGAGAUAACAAAAUCAGUUUUUAUGUCUCAAUCCACUGACAUUUACACCAAUUUGGCUCUCGAAGACUGGAUGUACCGUAACAUGGACUUUACUAACCAUCAUGUUAUGAUGGUUUGGAGAAAUGAGCCUAGUGUUGUUAUUGGUCGUCAUCAGAAUCCAUGGCUUGAAGCGAACAUUUCUCAUUUAACAGAGAAAGAUAUAUCCCUGGCCCGCCGCAACAGUGGAGGAGGUACUGUCUAUCAUGACCGUGGAAAUCUUAACAUUACAUUCUUCACUCCUCGGGAGAGAUAUGACAGAAAGUACAACUUGGAACUAAUCAAGAGAGCUAUAUUCAGAGGUUUUGGAAUCAAAUCUGUUAUUAAUAAACGUGAUGACAUUGUUGUUCGAGAUAAUUAUAAAAUUUCUGGAACAGCUGCAAAAUUGGGUCGUUUAACAGCAUAUCAUCAUUGUACACUUCUAGUCAAUGCAAAUAAAGCAGAUCUCAGCAAAGCCCUGGCAAAAAGAGAGCAUGGCAUACAGACAAAGGCGACGGAGUCAACGCGCUCUGCCGUGGCCAACCUGGCAGACAUUGAUCACAAGGUGACCGUGGACAGUCUGCAGACUGCUGUAGGCUAUGAGUACCUCCGUACCCCAGCUCUGCACCUCGAAGAUGGUGGACAAGGCUUGAUCAUGAAGCAGAGAGGCUUCCAGUUCGUGAACCCCACCGAUAAUUGGUUCCCAGGUCUUGCUGAACUGAAGCAAGAACUGCAAAGUUGGGACUGGUGUUUUGGCCGAACACCAGUUUUCACAGUGAGUCGCACUUUCCCCGUGCCGGCGGAGAUCCUCGCCCCUUCGAAGGUAUACACAGCCACGCAGGAGCUGGUCAUCAACAUGACUGUGGAGAAAGGAUUGAUCGAUGACGUGACUCUAUCUAUCCCUCCGGGACUCAUCGAGUCAGGUUUCCAUGGAGAGGCUUCGGUGAUAACACAUCUGAAAGGCAAGAGAUUCACUUCGGAAGCACUGAAUGCUCUGCAAGACGCAAUGCUCACACGUCACUUGAAUAGCGAUGUCAAAAAAUUGGACGAAAAAGAACAGUUUGUCGCUAAAUGUUUCGACCAAGUUGUCAAUACUAUUUAGAUUUAAAAAUUUAUAUUGUAUAUAAUAAAACUGGUAUUUGUAAAUU